AGCACUUUCACUAGCGUGGAAUUCUUGUGAGACCUUUCAAGUGCUGCGAGUGGAAAAUGUCGGUGACUUCAGUCCAGAUACCGGCUCCCGAACCAGAACACUCCGGACUGAGCAAAUUCCUGUCGGCGGCAUUUUAUGCUCUCUGUUCAUUUUUGAUCAUUAUUGUCAACAAAACAAUCCUGACGAACUACAGGUUCCCGUCAUACAUGUUUCUUGGAGUUGGUCAGAUGGCCACCACAAUUAUUGUUCUUUAUGCUGCUAAAAUGAAGCAAACAAUUCAUUUCCAGGACUUUGACAGAAGUAUACUCUACAAAAUUUUUCCACUACCGCUGUUCUAUGUUGGAAACCACAUUACCGGACUAGCAAGCACCAAGAAGUUAAGUUUACCAAUGUUUACGGUCCUUCGGAAAUUCACGAUAAUAUUGACCAUGAUAAUGGAGUCAAAGAUAUUGAGAAAAACGUUUCCGAGUCAAGUUGUAUACAGCGUUUGUGCUAUACUCCUGGGAGCACUGCUGGCUGCCAGUUCGGAUUUGGCCUUCGACCUAGAGGCCUACACCUUCAUUCUCCUGAACGAUCUGUUCACGGCCGCCAGUGGGGUUUACACCAAAAAGAAACUGGGAAGCGAGGAACUUGGAAAGUAUGGAUUGAUGUUCUACAAUGCCUGCAUCGUCAUACUCCCAACACUUAUGGCAAGCUCAUAUACAGAUGAUUUACAGAAGGUCAUUGCCUUUGAGCACUGGGUUACGUUCACAUUCAUUUUAUACUUCCUGUUGUCCUGUGUCAUGGGGUUUAUCUUGAUGUAUUCCAUCGUGCUGUGCAGCCAUUACAACUCUGCUCUCACUACCACAGUAGUGGGUGCUGUAAAGAAUGUAGCUGUGGCCUACAUAGGCAUGUUUGUGGGUGGAGACUAUGUGUUCUCGUGGCUAAACUUUGUAGGAUUGAACAUCUGGUAA
Messenger RNA from Megalops cyprinoides (Indo-Pacific tarpon), 953 nucleotides. It is a transcript of the gene slc35d2, whose product is annotated as solute carrier family 35 member D2. The record is from RefSeq and is a predicted model, not a curated record. Gene Ontology annotation, molecular function: GDP-fucose transmembrane transporter activity; antiporter activity. The transcript is spliced from 11 exons. The coding region runs from base 57 to 953 and encodes 298 amino acids. Lineage: Eukaryota; Metazoa; Chordata; Actinopteri; Elopiformes; Megalopidae. Gene Ontology annotation, cellular component: Golgi apparatus.